AUGCUGAUCAAAACCUUAUUACAGUUCGCCUUACUACUCAAGCUCGAGGUAUCGGCACAUUCUUUCAUCUUUGCCAUCGAUGGUGCUAAUGGUAUCCGAUCUCCUGCGUUCGGCUCUCGUUUUACUCUACGUGGUUCAUUACAUCAAAACACUGGUAUCAUCAAAGACGAAGAAAUCUCAUCACGUCAGGUUGGUCCAUGUGGAAAGAUCUUUGGUUCAGAGCAUAUGCCUCCUUUUAACAUUGAUCUUGAUCAUGAACUUAACUUAGCUGAAGUAAGUGGGAUCCCUUCCGCUUCUGAUGACGGUGAAUUGGUAAUGUCUAUGUAUGUUCAUAAUCGUGAUGGUGCUGGACCAUUCAAAUGUGAAUAUUCACCAGAUGCCAGUCUUAAAUCAUUUGAGCCUAUGAAUAUCACACAACAAGUUGAAGGUGUUAGAGGGAUCAAUGAAGCUGCCAAAACUUAUGUGUAUCCUCUCAGAGCUGCAUUCUUCUCUAAUUCUACUUGCACAGGUGGAAAGAGUGGUGAUGUAUGCGUGAUGCGUUGUAGGAACGAGAUAGGAUUUGGUUCGUGUGCAGCUGUUAAGUUAAGUCCUUCUAGUCACUUGGUGCCCGCUCCCUUGAACUUCUCAUCUUCCACAGCCGAUCCAAACAAUGACACCAUGUCUGGUCUCAAUGCUACCAAUGCCAACAGCACUUCUGAACUAAACACUACCACCGCCUCUGACCUCAACAAUAUUACCCGAUCUGAUCUCAACGAUACUCUUAACUCCUCGUCAAAUAUGACUCAAGACGGAAUGAAUUCGAGCCAAACUCUAGAGACUAACUCCUCUGAUUUCAAUUUUUUGAAUGAAUCUCUUCCAUUUGGAAACCUACUUGUUCAGAAUAGCACGGACCAACCUAUUGAACCGAAAAAAGUAGAACUGCAAAAUCAAGAUCAAUUACUGACAGCAAUGGAAGCCAUCAAUCAAAAACUAAAGGAUAUUGAAGAAGGAUUAAAUGUAAGUCAAAUCAUGAAGACGACUUCGACAAAUUCAACACUUCCAAAUGAAUCUCUCCCAGAAACUUUAACUGUUAAUAAUCAAACAGAAACACCUACUGAACCGAUUGAAGUACAAAAAGUUGAAUUACAAAAUCCAGAUCAAUUAUUAACGGCUAUGGAAGCAAUUAAUAAAAAAGAACAAAAACCUCAAGAAGAAAAAGAAAUCAAAAGAACUUUUUUGAGGAAAAGAUCAUUGCCUAGACUUCUCAGACAGAGGAAAAGCGGUUUGGAUUAUUAA
This is a messenger RNA of Melampsora larici-populina 98AG31, 1275 nucleotides long. RefSeq lists its product as uncharacterized. The transcript has 3 exons. The record is from RefSeq and is a predicted model, not a curated record. Bases 1 to 1275 code for a protein of 424 amino acids. NCBI's taxonomy places the organism in Eukaryota, Fungi, Basidiomycota, Pucciniomycetes, Pucciniales, Melampsoraceae.